AUGAAGUUCCUCUACGUAUUCCUCGUUAUCGCCUUGGCCAUCCAAUUGGCGGCUUCUGCAUCCAAUACCACUAGUACCCACAAGACUAAAGUAGUCGUGACCCGCAGAAAAACCGCACAUUAA
Molecule: messenger RNA, 123 nt
Organism: Drosophila santomea
Lineage: Eukaryota; Metazoa; Arthropoda; Insecta; Diptera; Drosophilidae
Exons: 1
Coding region: 1-123 (40 amino acids)
Source: RefSeq, a predicted model, not a curated record